AUGCGGCGGUCAACCAAUUUCAAGUGUUCUCGCCAUAUUAUCAAUUCCGCCCACAAAGCUCACCAAGGGGCUGGGGCCAAUUUCGCUGGGCCUCAUAUCAACCAAUUCGGAGUCGAUGGUUGGAAUAACCCCGGCGGGAAUGCUAACAACCCAUUGCUAGGGAAUCAAGCAAUCGACCGAGGUGCGGUCGAACAAAUGAUUCAAGAUAUGGUGCCCCAUGCUAGGAGGAUUGGUAGGCCGGUCUAUCGCGACCAUAUCCGGAGCACUUUGAUCAAGAGGAAUUUCCAAGGGGUUUCAAGGUUCCGGAUUUUGCACUAUUUUCGGGAGAUGGGCUCCAAUCUACCAUCGAACACAUUGGCCGAUUCACGGCCCAAUGCGCGGAGAUUGGGCAUCGCGAGGCCUUGA
Messenger RNA from Prunus armeniaca (apricot), 405 nucleotides. The record is from the annotation of a GenBank genome assembly. Lineage: Eukaryota; Viridiplantae; Streptophyta; Magnoliopsida; Rosales; Rosaceae.